This is a messenger RNA of Cladocopium goreaui, 2193 nucleotides long. The record is from the annotation of a GenBank genome assembly. NCBI's taxonomy places the organism in Eukaryota, Dinophyceae, Suessiales, Symbiodiniaceae.
AUGGCUGGACAUGGCUGGACCGGAAGGCCUUCCGUGCCCAUCCUGGAUGUGCUGGACUCGGCCAGUUACGCAGUGCUAGGCACAGCUGACGGAUCAGAAGAGCCAGUGCAGGACUCCCAGAGCUUUGACUAUGUGAUCUGCUUGGAGUUGUUGGACGGCCUGAGCGUGAAGGACCUUUCCAGUGCCUGUAAUGCCACACUGGCCACAUUGCGGCCUGGGGGCUUGGCAAUGUUCGUCUCCGAGGAGCCGGAGGCCUUCGGCUCGCUGAAGCGCGCCAUGCGCGGCCUGCGGCCCUCGGCGGAGGAGCGGCUCGGCGUCCGGCGGGUCACGGAGGAGCUGCGGAUCCACGUCUAUCGACGGGCGCAAGGAGCUGACGCCAGCGAGAGCAAAGCUCCAAGCAGUUCCUAUCCAGCUGGUUGGGGUCAGUGGCAGAAGGGCUGGGUGGAGCCGGCUCGGCCCAACCUGAACAUCGCCAAGAUGUUGCGGCAAGGCACCGCAGCUUCCGUCGACACCGAAGGCUCAAGCCAGGAGCCCAAGGAGUGGAUAUCAGAUGCUUUGCAGCUAGUCCUGUUGCCUUCCAAGGGCCGAGGCCUGGUGCUCUCGCGCUCCGUCAAGGCUGGAGAGUUGCUGCUGGUGUCCAAGGCGCUGUUUCUGGCGCCGGCGGAUCAGAUUCAGCAGCUGGCCCUGAGCUGGCUGUUGGAAGCUACACCGCGAGAGAAGCAGCAGCUCUACUCGCUGUACGAUGGCUGCAACGGUGACAGCCUUCCGUCACUGGACCUCUAUCGCCCAGCUGAUGCGGUACCAGUGGCAGGUGUUAGCUGUCCCGAGCGUAUGGACCCCGAGCGCAUCUACCAGAUCCUGGCACUGAACGGCUUCCAGGCGGAUAAAUUCCACGCGGCCAGCGCGACCGACCCUGGCAAAGCCAAAGAUAUGCUGAAUAGAAAGGAGGAUGAGAAUGGCACAGCAGUCUCUGGUCUUUGGACAGUGCCGUCCCUCAUGAAUCAUGCGUGCAUCCCGUCCACGGUGGCUGUUCCUUUGACCAAAGCCAGCCUGGCAUUUCUGGCGGCUUACGAUCUGCCAGCAGGUGCAGAGGUCACCUUGCGCUACUGCAAGUUGCAGAUGCCAGUGGAACUGCGGCGGAGCGAGUUGAAGCGACAGAAAGGCUUUGAAUGCAGCUGCUCACGCUGCAAUCUGGAGGCUGAGAAAGUGCCGCCUGAGUUGGCACAACGCUUGAUGCAUGUGCAAGAACGGGCAGCUGCACUGGAUCUCCCAGCUCCAGAUUUCCUGGCGGCCAUUGAGGAGGUGACAGCUGUGACACGUCGAGAAGUGAGUGCCCGGGCGACCUCAGAGGCGGAGCUCCAGGUUCUCUUAUCCAGCUAUGCACCUGUCUUCGUUUGCCGCGCGAUGACCAUGGAGCAUGUGCAAGCGCCGGCCAAGAGGCGCUACGAAGCCUGGAAGGAGGUGCGGGAUCUUCUUCAACAGCUGGAACCGUCCUCUCCCAACCACCUCUACGCGGCCUCCUGCGCCGCAGCCGCGUGUCCCGGCGACGCCACGGCGCUGCGGAUGGCCCUAGCGGCGUGGCUGGGGCGACACGGCGUGCUGCAGGCGAACGACCACAUGAACUGGUCAGUCUCCAGCUUGGCUGCCACAGCGCAGCAGCCGGCGCUGGAGGCUUUCGUGGAGGCGAUGAAACCGCCGCGGGCCUUGGAGGAGCUUCGCACGGAGGAAGGUUGGCAGAAGGCUCUGGCAGUGCUGGGCCAACAUGGCACCUGGGCAUCUGGGAGAGCAACGGACAAACCGCAGCCGCAAACAACGCAGGCACAGGAUCAAGUAGCCGAGCCUCGCGCUGGUGAACAUCGAUGGGCAAGGACCAAGGAGGGUUGCCAGCUGCAGCUGUUUGGCUUCGACGCCGCGGCGCAGCUGGACAUCUCGCCCGAGCGGCUGCGAGCAGCGCCCAGUGUGGCUGCCAUGCAGCGAGGAUGCGGAUUGGUGGAGCUGGACUUGGUGCAGGAGAUGGAAAUCUGGAAUUUACCCAAGGACUUUGAUGUCUCACAUGUCAAAGCACGUGCGGGACGAGAUGCGACCGAGAUGCCAAUGCUUCGAGUGGAUUUUCGAUGGAAAAAUGGGAGGAUUUUUCGCGUGCCAAAAUCCAAACGGGUUCUCAGUCUAAAAAAGAGAAUACUGUAUCAUUAA